Procambarus clarkii (red swamp crayfish) is the source of this 5246-nucleotide messenger RNA. Lineage: Eukaryota; Metazoa; Arthropoda; Malacostraca; Decapoda; Cambaridae. The record is from RefSeq and is a predicted model, not a curated record.
GGGAGUGAGACACAGAGGUGCCACAGCGUGUAAGCAGAGCUCACCAGACUAACACAGUGCUCCGCGUCCUGUGCUGGUGUCCACUAGUUACUCCGUUCGAAUCCCUUCCUUCACUCACCCCCACCCCACCACCCCCAAACCCCCUUCUCUCUCCCUACUCCCACACCAGUUGUGGUAAGCCCAAACGCUACGACGGUAUGGUGCGUCGCGUAUGGAGUCAAAUAUGAUCUAUAGUGUGGGCUGAUAACCCAAGAUAUCACCGUCGGAGGGGAACACAUUGAUCUCAGUGAUCCAUUCGCCUGUUGCUGGCGGCUAUCGGGGCCAACUGUCUGGCCUCCCACUCUCAACAAGUUGAUGCUCCACCGAUUUAUAAAACAGUGCGAGUGAAAAUUUAUAGAUAUAUAUAUAUAUCUCUAAAGUAUCUGUUCUCUGCUCUUGAACAUACAGGCAAGAGCAAUUUAGUUAUGUGAGACAGAAACCGUCUGAAAGAGAAGUUAUUUCAAGAGCCAUUUAUGAAAAUUGUGAAAAAUAUAUUUUUUUUUCAGCACUAGUGAGGGCAGUGCCUUCACUAGUGCCACGGCUGGCACUGUCACAGGUUGUUCCGUGUGGCUUUAAGACUCGCUUCUUGUCCUGGUCCUGUGAGGAAAGUGCGGAUAGUGAGUGUUGAGGCACACACCUGUUGUAUUGCUGUGAGGAAAGUGAUUACAAUGAGGAAGGGAGACUAUGGGUAGUGAGUGAUAAUGAGAGAUCAAGCCUCACUUCGGCGCCACAGGUGACGGAGGAGGAAUAGCCUGCAGGUGUAGGCUGUGACACACCUGUACCACAGCCAGGGGGCGCGGCGGUAUGCACCUGCCACGCCGUCUCUGUAGCCUCCUAGGGUGCAUCUUCUUGCUCUUCCUGUGCUUCUUCUGCGUGGCCGACUAUUACAGCUACCACCACUACUACUACAACCCCUCCGUCGUCAGCCAGGAGUACCAACCCUCCCUACCUCAGGGCCCCGCCCCGACACCUCCGCCGUCACAAAUCCUCCCCAAUGACACCUCCCCCGUCUGGGGCGCCCCACACUGGCAGACAGGAGACAGGAGGAACCCCCACGACAGGAAGAGGAGACAGUGCAAGAAAAAAUACUGGAAAUGUAACAAGUUGCCGACGGACCCUGAGCCGCCACUGGAGAUGUUCGAGGAGCAAGGAGGAGCAAGAUAUAACUCCAGCUUGGAGAGUGAGUCGACGGAGGAUUCUCCACUGUGGACCCAGUUUGCUGAUCGCGGCUACACCGUUCUGGGAACCAACGGCUCAGCGAUGCGGAGACUGCCUCACGUCCUCAUUAUUGGCGCCAAAAAGUCGGGGACGCGGGCGCUCUUGGCGUUCCUCAGGGUCCACCCGUCCAUCAGAGCCUCAGGGCCAGAGAUUCAUUACUUCGACCGGUUCUACAGCCGCGGCCUCUCCUGGUACAGGAACCAGCUGCCUUUGAGUCUCGAGGGCCAGCUGACGGUGGAGAAGACACCAGCUUACUUCACUACUCCUGGAGUCCCAGCUAGGGUCAAGGCCGACCUGCCCGCCGCCAAGCUCCUCCUUGUAGUGAGAAAUCCUGUCACCAGGGCCCUCUCUGACUACACCCAAGGCCUCAGUAAGCACAGGUCGCGACGCUCGUUCGAGGAGCUGGUAUUCGUUAAAUGGUCGUCAGGGCUGGUCAAUUCGGAGUGGGGGCCAAUUAGUGGUGGGCUGUAUGCCAGACAUCUCACUCGUUGGCUCCAGUACUUCCCUCGUUCCAGCAUCCAUGUCGUUAGCGGAGAAAACCUCAUCAUGGAUCCUGCCGCGGAGCUCUGUAGGGUUCAGGAGUUCUUGGGCCUCCGAAGAGUGAUUACCGACAAACAUUUCUUCUUCAACGCCACCAAAGGCUUCCCGUGUCUCGUGAAGCGCGAGAAGACCGGCCGCCCCCAAUGUCUCGGCUCCUCUAAGGGUCGUUCCCACCCUCCAGUCUCUCAAACUACCUACAACAUCCUUAGGGACUUCUACAGGCCCUUCAACUUCAAGUUCUACAAGAUGGUCGGCCACAACUUUCACUGGUAGCUCAUCAAAUGCUCAACGAAAAUCAUCGUUCGCCAUCGGCAAAGGAGAAUUUGCUGUGUAUAUAUGUAUCUCUUUAUACAUAUAAGUUACAUAUGGAGGAAGUUGUUGACUAUAUGUAUUGACGAGUUAUUGGGUUAUUGACAAGUGUAUUUUGUGUUCAGUGUUGUCAACUUAUAUUGUAUGUUAAUACAAUAGGAUAGUUAAUACAAUAGGAUACAUUGAGGAUUUGGUCGAGUGAUGUCGAGUCAUUUGCAUCCAAUGAUGGUUGAUAUCUCUCGUGUGGCUGAGGUGAUGGCUGCCAGGUGUGGCCCACCAAUGAGGGCCCUGACGAGCACCAGAGGGCCCUGAUGAACACCAGAGGGCCCUUACGAGCACUAAGGGCCCCCUAACGAGCACAACAGGUGUCCAUAGAGAGCACUAAAGGGCCCCUAACGAGCAGUAUAGGGUCCGUAAAGAGCACCAGAGGGCCCUUGACGAACACCAAAGGGCUCUGACGAGCACCAGAGGGCUCUGACGAGCACCAGAGGGCCUUGACGAGCACCAGAGGGCCUUGACGAGCACCAGAGGGCCCUGACGAGAACGGGUCCAACUACCACUCACAGCAUGAGUAUGGGGUAUGAAUAAUGAGUGAACUAGACUGCAGAACUGACCUUAGCAUAACCACACCCCCCCAACACCUCCCACUUCUCCAUGGGGGGACCUCUGAUCACAGCUUUCUCUCCCACACAUACACCAGGGGAGGACCAAGGCAGCUGCCCGCCAGACUCUGAGUGCAGACGUGCCCAUCAGACAACAGGUAACACUCAGGUUACACAAGCUUCAGCAGUACAUUAUAGCCAAUCAAUCGGCUCACAAAUGAUCUCAUGUUAGAUGGCCACAACAAAUGACCUUAAGAGGUGAUUAGCUAACUUGGCUUCGUCGGGGACAGGGAGACUGUGUGUAUAUAUGUAUACGUUAGGCUCAUAUCGAGGUCUCCCUUAAGGUCCAACUACUGACCCUUCCCUGGAUGCAACCCUUCAAGAUGAUACACUCCCGGGUACCUAUUUAAGUGCUAGGUGAACAGGUGCAUGAGGUGAUAGGAAACAUAGCCCCCCCGCCCUCCCAACCAUUUCUGUCUAGCACGGUUUUCCAGAUUGUGAGCCGAGAACGAAUCCUACUGUACUACGGAGACCCUCAAGGCUAAAAUUGGGUAUUAAUUAUAACGAGGUUACGAGCACCUAGUUAGUACGAAGUGGUCUUAACGAGACGAUGUGAACAAUGACCCUUAUACCACCAGUAUGUAAAGCCGAGUCUCCUGUACCUACACGGUAUAUGUACAUACAUACAUAUAUGUACAUACAGCCCACUGUAUGGUAAAGUCCAGUGAACUGUACUUUACUGUUAAACUGUUUCACCGUAACUGUGAAAAAAUAUGUAUUUUUGUGAAGAGAUAAACAAAUAUGAUAGUAAAAUAUUAGAUGGAUAAUUAAUAUGUAGAAACUGGUAAUAACUAUGUGUAGCCACUGUGUGCUGAGGGUACAUAUACGACUUUUAUAAAACGUUCAUUUGAACAACUAAUUGUAGUUCACCGGCAAUUAGGUCUCCAUGUUGUCUGUGUUGAACUAAUGAUAGAGUGGUUAACACUACCUUACCUUGAGGUUACCUUGAGGUGCUUCCGGGGCUUAGCGUCCCCGCGGCCCGGUCGUCAACCAGGCCUCCUGGUUGCCACUAGGCCCAAAAUGUUUGACCAAUCUCUCUCUCUCUCGCUCUUGGACAGUACAAGCUAAUAUUUUUUGUUGUAAAUGAAACACAAACACAGUUAUUUAUACAAAAAUAAUAACUUUAGUCACUGUAAACAUAUUAUAUCCCCUAGAUCACCCUUAUAUAUAUUGAUUUAUUUCACUUGAUUCAGAAUUUAGUAAUAUGUUUUCUCCUAAGAUAACCAUAACAGAACUGUCGUGUUAUCGUUGUUAAAAUCCAUGUUAAGAUAACUAGAAGAAAGAGUUUUGUAACUUUAGAUUUUAGCUUAAUAUGGAGUCACAUAACCUCAAAUCUAUUUGGUGCUACGGAUGAACAAAAGAUAUACCUGCUAUAGAUUGGUUUUCAACCCUCUCUUGAAACCCUUCAACCCCACUUCGUGGCAGAUAACAAUGGAUAAUACGACCUUUAAGUGGAUUAUGCUGUAACUAAUCUAGGUAUAUAUAUACCUAGAUAAGUUUAUAUACCUAUACAUAUCUAGGUAUAAAGGUGUAUUUACAUCUUAACACCAAGGUGUAAAAUUCUUGUACACCCUUAGAAGGGUGUACAAGGGUUUUGUACACCCUUAGAAGGGAGUACAAGGGUUUUGUACACCCUUAGAAGGGUGUACAAGACCCUUUUUUGUACAAAUUAGGUUUUUUAGCCAUAAUUAGUAAUAAUUAUGGCUAAAUUAUGGCUAAAAAUUAAUUAUGGCUAAAAUUAAUUAUGGCUAAAAUUAAUUAUGGCUAAAAUUAAUUAUGGCUAAAAUUAAUUAUGGCUAAAAUUAAUUAUGGCUAAAAUUAAUUAUGGCUAAAAUUAAUUAUGGCUAAAAUUAAUUAUGGCUAAAAACCCCAAUUUGUAAUAUGUCUGCUUGAUGGCACACUUCAGAAACAGCCAUAAAACUAGAGAACUAUCGGGUCAAUAUCCUCACCAGGCCUCUUCUAGGCCUCUUCUAGGCCUCUUCUAGGUCUCUUCUAGGUCUCUUCUAGACCUAUACUGAAGUAGAUUACAAACUCUACACGUCCUAAGUUCAUGUGGUAAUGACUGUAUAACUUUCCUAUGGUAAAUGUUUGUACUUCAGUAGCUUUUUGUAGUCACACUGUAUUAUAGAACCUUCCAGCGAGUACACAUUGUAUUAUAGAACCUUCCAGCGAGUACACAUUGUAUUCAACGAACUGUUUCUUUACAGCUGUAAUGUGGCGCGAUAUUUCUGGAUUUUUAUUUAAAAUACAUCGCUGUCUAUUGUAUUUCUAUUGUAUUCUCAUGUUAUAAAAAGAAUUUUGGUGCUAUUAUUUAGUUUUUUUAAUUUGUGUCCAACAAAGGGUUAAAGUUCAUUUAUAUAUGUUUCAUUGCAUAUGAUGUAUAUUCUGUAUUGAUUAUUUUCCUGUUUAGGGCUUCUAUACCUCUCAAGAACUAUUUUAUUUAAAUUUACUUCUAAGCUGUAUCACUUAUGAACCAUC